AUGGCGGAGAAACCUCAAAUCUCGUUCAGAGCUUUACAGCUGGCGAAUGAGCAGCGCAGCGCAUACGGAUUGCGGUCCAAUGACUUUGCGAGAUAUCGGAAGCAUUGCGCCAAUCGUACCCAUCGGUUGAGGGCGACUCUGAAGAUUACGCAUGGCAAAGGACGCGAAUUCAAGAAGACGCCCCCCAUCGCUCAGGAUUACAUCAAGGACGGGCACUUGCAAUUGUUCCUGCUGGAAGCCGAGCGUGCGUGGGCGUACUCGCAAGACCUCCUUGCUCAAGCUCGCCAGCCGUCCGAACACCAAAACCCGGCCACCCUCCGCCACAGCGCUACGGGCCGCUUCCGGCGCGCGGUCAACUGGGCGACCCAGCUUCUCUCGCACUGCCAGACGCUCUACAAGUCCGGCCGGCUGUCCGCAGAAAGCCUGCUCGAGGCGGAGGUGUACGUGCUCAUCCUGAACGGCCGGUUUCUGCGCUUCCGGGACGAGUUCGAGGACGCGUUGAUCCAGUUGAGCGUUGCGCGCAGCCUGCUGGACGCGCUCGCGGGCGCGGCGGCGACGAGCCGGGACCAGGCGCUCGCGACGCUCUUCGGGGACGAGAUUGGGCCCGAGAUCCGGUACUGCGCGCACGAACUCGGGCGGGCCAAGGCGUACGACGUCGACGGCAUCGUCGCUGAGCUGGCGGCCAAGCACAGGAACGAGCUCGUGGAGAAUUGCGAUGCGCUGCUCGCGAAGGUCAAGGCGGCCGGGACAAGCGGUGAAGCGAGUGCGCAGAAGAAGCUAGCUCCGCUCGCAUGGGAGGGCGAGCCGGUGCCGAUAAGGAACCCUGAGCUGGUGGACGUGUUCUUGACAGUGCAGGAUGCGGAGGCGAAGUUGCGCGCUCAGCAGGGCGCUAAGGCCGAGGGCGAAGGGACGAAGGUCAACACGUCCAAGCGGGGUGUCGCGGCGUACGAUGCCGUCUUGUCGGCUUUGAGCGAUGCGGAGGAGGUCGCGCGGAAGCUUGCUGAGGCUCAACAGAUCGGCGCUGGGUCACAGACUGUACCUGUUGCGGCCGGUACGCGAGACAUCCACUUCGUACACGCAUUCAUCGUGUAUCAACUUCUUUCGCGCCGGAUUGAACGUGACCUGUUGCUCGCCUCUGCCCUGCUCACCUCGCAGGCCCCUUCCGUUCCGAGAGGCAAAACCUCAGCUUCCGCGUCGAAGAAAGAGCAAGUCGAUGCUCGUCUUUACCCUGCGGUCGUGAAGCUCCUGGACACGAUUCUACAGAGUCUCGAACAGAUGCGAACUCUCAACAUUGUCGACGAAUCGCCCGAUCUCGCCUCAGCCGUCGAAGCAAGAAUAACCUUCACCAAAGCAAGGAGAUGUCUAUUCCUAUCUCGUUGCUACGUUCCCGCGAAGAAAUAUGCGGAGGCCCUAACCCUCAUUCAGCACGCAUCCAUUCACGUCCGCGAGUCCCGGUCUGUGCUCGGCACGCUCGACUCGGACCCCGUCGCCUUCUACCCGCUCCCUGCUUCCGCGCUGGACGACCUCGAGCAGACCAUCGACGCCGAUGGCCUCUCCUUCCGCAAGGAAUGGUUCACGUGGAACGGAGGCUCGCUCGAAGCCGAGGGCGGCAAAUCGCACAAGAAGCCGCUAUUCUUCGAUAUCGCGCUCAACUACGUGCAGCUCGACAUGGACCGAUUGCAGGAGCGCGCGGGCAAGACCCUGACGCCUCAGCAGAAGCAGAAGGCGGUGGAGCAGCCAAGAGCCGUGCCAGCAGUGCAGAAGGCGAAGGCGGCUGAGAUCGAACGCCCGGAAACGCCGGAACCGGAGGCGCAACAGGCAAGGGGCGGAUUGAGCAGCUUGCUGGGAGGAUGGUGGGGGAGACGAUGA
Punctularia strigosozonata HHB-11173 SS5 is the source of this 1869-nucleotide messenger RNA. RefSeq lists its product as uncharacterized. Gene Ontology annotation, molecular function: signal recognition particle binding; 7S RNA binding; endoplasmic reticulum signal sequence receptor activity. Gene Ontology annotation, cellular component: signal recognition particle, endoplasmic reticulum targeting. Lineage: Eukaryota; Fungi; Basidiomycota; Agaricomycetes; Corticiales; Punctulariaceae. The record is from RefSeq and is a predicted model, not a curated record. The coding region runs from base 1 to 1869 and encodes 622 amino acids. Gene Ontology annotation, biological process: SRP-dependent cotranslational protein targeting to membrane. The transcript has 6 exons.